AUGGUUUUGGUCAAGCGUUAUGGCCUGCUACCAAGCACGGCCAACAAGAAAGCCAUCAAGUCAUACACAUUGGCCAUCCCUAAGGCUGAGUUAACUCGCAUGAACACACUUGUGGAACUCUCCAACAUAGCAACCCCAAAUUACGAAAACACAGGCGCCGACAAGUCUCAAGAGUUCGGUGUAACACGCGAUUGGCUUGUGGCCGCCAAGGAGAGAUGGCAGAACAGCUUCAUCUGGGAAGAGAGAGAGAAGCUCGUCAACUCUUUUCCAAAUUUCAAAACAGCGAUACCAACUCCCAAUGAAGAUGGUUCUCCAAGUGAUGUCUCCAUCAACGUCCACUUCACAGCCCUCUUCUCCAAGAAGAAGGAUUCUGUGGCGGUGCUCUUUGUGCACGGCUGGCCUGGGUCUUUCUUUGAAUUUCUGCCCCUUCUCAAGCUACUACGCGAGAAAUACCCAGAUGAAGACAGCCUACCAUACCAUAUCAUAGUGCCAUCAAUCCCAGGCUACGGACUUUCCGACGCCCCUCCAAUGAACCGAAACUUUACAGUCACUGAUGCCAGUUACAUGUUGGAUCACCUCAUGUCCAAAACACUUGGAAUUAAGUCCUACAUUAGCCAAGGAGGCGAUGUGGGAUCAUUCAUAUCCCGCUAUAACGGCUACAACUCUCCAAACUGCAAAGGUGUUCUCAUAAAUUUCUCUCCAGUCCCAAAGCCAGAGGGUGCUACUCUCGACGACAUGGACGAGGAAGACAAGAUUGCCAUGAAGCGAUAUGAGUGGUUUGUCACGGGGGCUGUAUCAUACAUGGGGAUGCAUGCUACUAGGCCGUCUACCGUCGGGCUGGCCAUAAUGACCAAUCCAAUCGCAGUACUCGCCUGGAUUGGCGAGAAGUUCCUCGACUGGACUGACCCAGCUUCGUUCCCUCCAACAUCUCAUACCAGCAACCAACAAUCAAACGGAUCCACAGCUUCUCCAUAUUCUAUAGAACUGAUGGACGAGGCUAUUGCGGGAGCAGCCCUAUACUACCUUACCGGAUGCAUAGGAACAUCAUUGUACUGCUACCGCCAAUUCUUUCCUCAAGGCAGGGAUGCAGCCUCCACAGUGCAACGGGACCUGUACAUUGCUAAGCCGAAGCUCUUUGGUUACUCCUUUUUCCCAUGGGAGGUCAUGGGAGCGCCAAAGGAGUGGAUUGCCACAAGCGGCGAUAUGGUGUUUUUCAAGCGGCACCCUAAGGGAGGGCACUUCGCCGCAUUGGAACAGCCAGAGGCUAUAUGGGAGGACGUGGAAGAAUUUUUGCAACUAUUACCAGCAUAUUUAUAA
Molecule: messenger RNA, 1317 nt
Organism: Trichoderma asperellum CBS 433.97
Lineage: Eukaryota; Fungi; Ascomycota; Sordariomycetes; Hypocreales; Hypocreaceae
Biological process (GO): epoxide metabolic process
Molecular function (GO): epoxide hydrolase activity
Source: RefSeq, a predicted model, not a curated record